AUGGCCGCGAAGUCGGAUGGAGCGGUGGCCGCGGCCGGCCCGGGGCCGGAGGAGGCGGCCGGAGGAGCCCGGGGCAGUGCAGGAGGGCGCGGGGAGGCGGCAGAGGUAGCCGAGGGGCCCGGGGUGACGGGGGCGGGGGGCCCGGGGCCGCGCUACGAGCUGCGGGACUGCUGCUGGGUGCUGUGCGCGCUGCUCGUGUUCUUCUCCGACGGCGCCACGGACCUGUGGCUGGCGGCCUCCUAUUACCUGGAGGGUCAGCACACCUACUUCGGCCUCACGUUGCUGUUUGUGCUCCUGCCCUCGCUUGUCGUGCAACUGCUCAGCUUUCGCUGGUUCGUCUACGACUAUACGGAUCCCGCGGGGGCCCCGGGACCCGCCGUCAGCACCAAGGACAGCGGUGCCGGCGGGCCGGUCAUCAGCACCAAGGACAGCGCCGUCGCCCUCCGGACCAAAGAAGGCAGUCCUGAGCUGGGCUCCCGACCCGCGCCCUCCUCGGCCAGCAUCUACCGCCGCCGUUGCUGCCGCCUCUGCGUCUGGCUGCUGCAGACCCUCGUCCACCUCCUGCAGCUCGGCCAGGUCUGGAGGUACCUGCGCACUAUGUACCUGGGGCUGCAGAGCCGCUGGCGCGGGGAGCGGCUGCGGCGCCACUUCUACUGGCGGAUGCUGUUCGAGAGCGCCGACGUGAGCAUGCUGCGCCUGCUGGAGACUUUCCUGCGCAGCGCGCCGCAGCUCGUGCUGCAGCUCAGCCUGGUGGUGCACGAAGGCGGCGCGCCCAAACUGCUGCCCGCCCUCUCCAUCUCCGCCUCGCUCGUGUCCCUGGCCUGGACGCUGGCCUCCUACCAGAAGGUGCUGCGAGACUCACGGGACGACAAGCGGCCGCUGUCCUACAAGGGGGCCGUGGCCCAGGUGCUCUGGCACCUGUUCGCCAUCGCGGCCCGCAGUCUGGCCUUCGCGCUUUUCGCCAGUGUCUACAAGCUCUACUUUGGCAUUUUCAUCGUGGCCCACUGGUGCGUCAUGACCUUCUGGGUCAUCCAGGGUGAGACGGACUUCUGCAUGUCCAAGUGGGAAGAGAUCAUCUACAACAUGGUGGUGGGCAUCAUCUACAUCUUCUGCUGGUUCAACGUCAAGGAGGGCCGCAGCCGCCACCGCGUGACCCUCUACUACUGCAUAGUUCUGCUGGAGAACGCCGCUCUCACCGGCUUCUGGUACUCCAGCCGCAACUUCUCCACCGACUUCCACUCGCUCAUUCUGGUCUGUGUGGUGGCCUCCAGCUUCGCGCUGGGCGUAUUCUUCAUGUGUGUCUACUAUUGCCUCCUGCACCCCAACGGGCCCAUGCUGAGCCCCCAGGCCCCCGGCUGCAUCUUCCGUAAGGCCCCAGGGCCCUGUGGCCCACCAGCCGACGCUGUCACAAGUCCCCCAAGGUCCCUGCCUAGGACUACAGGCCCUGAGCGGGAUGGGGCCUCUGUGGGAGGCGAGCGUGCGGGGACCCCCACGCCACCUGUCUUCCAGGUGCGGCCUGGCUUGCCUCCCACACCUGUGCCCCGCACCUUGCGGACAGAGGGGCCUGUCAUUCGGAUUGACCUGCCCCGGAAGAAGUACCCCGCCUGGGAUGCUCAUUUCAUUGACCGCCGGCUCCGGAAGACCAUCCUGGCGCUGGAGUACUCCUCACCCACGACACCCCGCCUGCAGUACCGGAGCGUCGGGGCCUCCCGGGAGCUGCUGGAGUACGAGAGCACGGUGUAG
Budorcas taxicolor (takin) is the source of this 1743-nucleotide messenger RNA. RefSeq names its product XK related 7 (gene XKR7). NCBI's taxonomy places the organism in Eukaryota, Metazoa, Chordata, Mammalia, Artiodactyla, Bovidae. Gene Ontology annotation, cellular component: plasma membrane. The transcript is spliced from 3 exons. The record is from RefSeq and is a predicted model, not a curated record. The coding region runs from base 1 to 1743 and encodes 580 amino acids. Gene Ontology annotation, biological process: phosphatidylserine exposure on apoptotic cell surface; engulfment of apoptotic cell; apoptotic process involved in development.